CGUCACGUCCGGUCUCGGGCGGAAGUUUUCCGCCGGCGGACCGGGAAGUCGCUGAAGAUAGAGCGAUGGCACUUCUGGGGGCCUCGCUCCGGGGCCGACCCGAGGCCACAGUGCCCCCGCGGUAGACCGGACUUGGGUGACGGGCUCCGGGGUCCCGAGGGAUGGAAGGGUCUAAGACGUCCAACAACAGCACCAUGCAGGUGAGCUUCGUGUGCCAGCGCUGCAGCCAGCCCCUGAAACUGGACACGAGUUUCAAGAUCCUGGAUCGUGUCACCAUCCAGGAACUCACAGCUCCAUUACUUACCACAGCCCAGGCGAAACCAGGAGAGACCCAGGAGGAAGAGACUAACUCAGGAGAGGAGCCAUUUAUUGAAACUCCUCGCCAGGAUGGUGUCUCUCGCAGAUUCAUCCCCCCAGCCAGGAUGAUGUCCACAGAAAGCGCCAACAGCUUCACUCUGAUUGGGGAGGCAUCUGAUGGCGGCACCAUGGAGAACCUCAGCCGAAGACUGAAGGUCACUGGGGACCUUUUUGACAUCAUGUCGGGCCAGACAGAUGUGGAUCACCCACUCUGUGAGGAAUGCACAGAUACUCUUUUAGACCAGCUGGACACUCAGCUCAACGUCACUGAAAAUGAAUGUCAGAACUACAAACGCUGUUUGGAGAUCUUAGAGCAAAUGAAUGAAGAUGACAGUGAACAGCUUCAGAUGGAGCUAAAAGAGCUGGCACUAGAGGAGGAGAGGCUGAUCCAGGAGCUGGAAGAUGUGGAAAAGAACCGCCAGAUGGUGGCAGAAAAUCUUGAGAAGGUCCAGGCUGAGGCUGAGAGACUGGAUCAGGAGGAAGCUCAGUAUCAGAGAGAAUACAGUGAAUUUAAACGACAACAGCUGGAGCUGGAUGAUGAGCUGAAGAGUGUUGAAAACCAGAUGCGUUAUGCCCAGUUGCAGCUGGACAAGCUGAAGAAAACCAACGUUUUUAAUGCAACUUUCCACAUCUGGCACAGUGGACAGUUUGGCACAAUCAAUAACUUCAGGCUGGGUCGCCUGCCCAGUGUUCCAGUGGAAUGGAAUGAGAUUAAUGCUGCUUGGGGCCAAACUGUGUUGCUGCUCCAUGCUCUGGCCAAUAAGAUGGGUCUGAAAUUUCAGAGGUAUCGACUUGUUCCUUAUGGAAACCAUUCAUAUCUGGAGUCUCUGACAGACAAAUCUAAGGUCAGUAUACCCCAGUGCUGAGUGAACCUGUAUAGGACCAAAUUGAACAGAAUUGAAGCAGCAGUAAGAAUGGAGGCAAAACAGUAUAAAUGGUGGGAAAGCAAAAAAGAAUCACAAAAAAGGAUGGGCAAAGACUGAUCCAAUACUGCAAGCAGGACAGAAUGUGACCACCUAGUCUCUGGAGUAGAAGGAUGUUGCCUUAGCUGGUUUAGGGGGUUUUCUUGGCACAGAGCUCAAGUCUGCUUUCCAGUUUCAAGAAGGUUUUUCCCUGAAACCCUUGGAAAUAUACAGGAAUGCUUCUUUUGGUCAAUUUUUUUAGGAUCCUAGUGAUGGAUGGAAACUCUAGUUUUUACCUAGAGUAAGGCUGCUUCUAUCAUCCCAAAACAAAGCAUUUCUUUUCUUCUGCCUCCUUUCUCCCCUGCCAAGUUCAGGGAUGCCUAGGAAAACAGCAAGAAGUACUGUAACCCUCACACGCCCCUGCUCCAGGCUUCUCUUCUGUUUGGGUGUGUGUCCUGUCCCUGUACUCUACAAUGACAAUGAGGCUCUUGUGACAGUCUUCUUGAUUUUUGGCUUUCAAGCAAUUCCAAAAUACACUACCAUUCCUCACCAAGUGUUCUUUAAUAGAUAAAAUGACGUGAAUAGUCUCAUGAUCAAGUCCCUGCCCUGAACUGACUUAACUCAGAUCUCAGUUACUAAUGAGUUCUGCUGUGUCCAUCUGCAGGAUGGAUGUGGAGAAAGGCAAGAUUGAAGACACAGGAGGCAGCGGCGGCUCCUAUUCCAUCAAAACCCAGUUUAACUCUGAGGAGCAGUGGACAAAAGCUCUCAAGUUCAUGCUGACGAAUCUUAAGUGGGGUCUUGCUUGGGUAUCCUCACAAUUUUAUAACAAAUGACUUUUUUCCUUAGAGAGAGGUUUGCCUUAAAGGCUUUAAAUUUUGUUUGCAAACAUGUUUUAAAUUAAAUUCGGGUAAUAUUAAACAGCACAUGUUUACAAUACCAAAAAAGAAAAAAUCCACAAAAGCCACUUUAUUUUAAAAUAUCAUGGGACAGAUAGUUUCCAGACCUACAAAAUGCCAUGUAUAGCUGCCAGCCCUUGUCAUAGUUUUGACUCUUAACGCCAUGGACUCCUUUCCCCUUAUUCCCUAAAAACAACUAAUUUAAAUUUGCUUUUUUUUUUGAAAAACUGAGUUGAAUUGAGAUUGAUGUGUUUUCACUGGAUUUUAUCUCUCAGCUUCCUGCACUUAACAAUAUGAAACAGAAACUUUUGUCUCUACUGAGACGAGGAUAUGUUUGAGAUGCACAGUUGGAUAAUGUGGGAAAAUGACAUCCAAGCUUUAGCUGGUCACCAUGUGAUGUGAUCAGACGCUUGAAAUUUAACACUUCUCACUGGGUUCUCAAACUGAAUGCCGACUCUGCUCUGUGUUAGAGAUAUGAAAUGGUGUUUGAUACUGUUUGAGACAUUAUGGAGAGAUUUAAUUAUUUGUAAUAAAAGAUCUGCUACAGUCUGAAAACUG
Callithrix jacchus (white-tufted-ear marmoset) is the source of this 2713-nucleotide messenger RNA. It is a transcript of the gene BECN1, whose product is annotated as beclin 1. Gene Ontology annotation, cellular component: phosphatidylinositol 3-kinase complex, class III, type I; phagophore assembly site; phosphatidylinositol 3-kinase complex, class III, type II. NCBI's taxonomy places the organism in Eukaryota, Metazoa, Chordata, Mammalia, Primates, Cebidae. The record is from RefSeq and is a predicted model, not a curated record. Gene Ontology annotation, molecular function: protein-macromolecule adaptor activity; phosphatidylinositol 3-kinase binding. Gene Ontology annotation, biological process: autophagosome assembly; cellular response to nitrogen starvation; late endosome to vacuole transport.